Molecule: messenger RNA, 1600 nt
Organism: Spinacia oleracea (spinach)
Lineage: Eukaryota; Viridiplantae; Streptophyta; Magnoliopsida; Caryophyllales; Amaranthaceae
Product: hydroquinone glucosyltransferase-like
Exons: 1
Coding region: 52-1503 (483 amino acids)
Molecular function (GO): UDP-glycosyltransferase activity
Source: RefSeq, a predicted model, not a curated record
ACUUGCAACACCAAAACAUUAAACACCAAAGCACUUAACGCAACUUUCAUCAUGCAAGAAACACCCCCACAUAUAGCCAUCGUGCCCACACCAGGGAUGGGUCACCUCAUUCCACUCACUGAGUUAGCGAGGUGGCUAGCCGAGUUUAACAUCAACGUAACACUACUCAUUCCCAACGACGACUCGCCACCGUCAAAUUCCCAACUCUCUCUCCUACAAAACCUCCCACCCUCCGUCUCCCACCGAUUUCUCUCUCCUGUUGACGUCACAGACCUCCACUCCGGCAUCCCUGUUGAAACUCGGAUUGAACUCACCAUGACUCGGUCCAUCCCAGAUCUUCGUGACUCGCUCCGAGUUUUGUCCGAGUCAACUAGGCUCGUUGGCAUCGUUGUGGAUCUUUUGGGCUACAAAGCGUUAAGUUUGGCCCAAGAAUUUGAUAUCCAGUCGUACGUGUUUUUCAUCACGAGUGCUUUGGGUUUGUGCUGCGCUUAUUCUAUGCCAAAACUGGAUAAAAUGCACACGCGUGAGUAUAGAGAUUUGCCUGAACCGGUUCAAUUUUGUCCCGGUUCGGUUCAUGUUCAUGGUGCUGAUUUUCCUGACCCGGUUCAAGAUAGGGAACGUGAAGUCUACAAGUUCUUUCUUGGCCUAACAGAAUGUUAUUCUAAGGUUACCGGGAUUUUGGUCAACAGUUUCUUUGACCUUGAACCGGUUGCUUUUAAGUACUUAAUGGAAAACCGUGGUAAAGAAGAUAAUUUUCCACCGGUCUAUUCCGUUGGACCGGUAAUUCGGGCCGGUCCCGAAGGUGAGUUGUUAGACGGGUCAAACUCUCUAAAAUGGUUGGAUAACCAACCAAAUGAUUCGGUGUUAUUUGUGUCAUUUGGUAGUGGUGGAAACCUUUCUCAUGAGCAACUUAUAGAGUUAGCAUUAGGGCUUGAGUUGAGUGGUCAAAGGUUUUUGUGGGUUGUUAAAUCCCCACAUGAUAAGUCUAAUGCUUCUUACUUUGGUGUCAAUAAUGUUGAUAACCCACUUGAGUAUUUGCCGCAGGGGUUUUUAGAUAGGACCAAAGGGUUAGGUUUAGUGGUGCCUAAUUGGGCUCCUCAAGUGCAAAUAUUAAGUCAUGGUUCAACGGGUGGGUUUUUAACUCAUUGCGGGUGGAACUCGAUUCUGGAGAGUAUAUCUCAUGGCGUGCCCUUGAUUGCAUGGCCACUUUACGCUGAACAAAGAUUGAAUUCUGUAAUAAUAGCCGAAGAUUUAAAGGUUGCAUUCAGAGUAAAACCAAAUGAGAAGGGUUUGAUUCAAAGUGACCAAAUUGGUCAAUAUGCACAAUGUUUGAUUCAAGGAGAGGAAGGAAGAGUAUUGCAAGAGAAAAUGAGAACACUUAUGGAUGCGGCUAAUGUUGCUUUAAACAAAGAUGGGUCGUCUAAGGAGUCAUUAGCAAAGGUUGCUCAAGUGAUAAUGAAUCACAAGAUCACAAAAAAUGAAUCCAAUCAUCUUGAUAAUUGAUGUUUUGGUUGUUUAAUUAAUGUACUUUCCUAUGUUUUAAUAUUGCAUGAUGAAGAAGAUUUGCAUGUUUGCACAAUUAAUCAAACUUUUCUAGUAA